AUGCGAAUUCUUUUAUUGUUUAUAUUUGUUGGAUUUUCAUCAACAACUGAACAUUGGUUUAUAUUUGAUCAAUAUCAAUUUCCAGGAUUUUAUACACCACUUUUUACAUUAACUUCUUUAUCAAAUAAUCAACAAGAACAAAAAUAUCUUUCAUUUGCUUUAUCUACAUAUGACCGUUCUAUAAUUGUGGAUAUUAACAUUUAUAAUUCUGAUGGAACAAUAAAACAACAAGAAACAUUAAUUAAAUUAAAUAUCGAACGUGCUAAUAUAGUAUUUAAUGCAUUAAAUCAUAUGAUUUUUGUUGUUAUUCGAGAUCAAACUAAACUUGAAACUUAUGUUAAUUGUAAAUUAAUUGAUUCAUAUUUAUUUUAUUCAUCAAAUCUAAUCAAUGAAUAUGAUAAUAAAAAUAUAAUUUAUCAAAUAAAAAAUAUUACAAAAAAUAUUGAAUAUUAUGAAAUAACAUCAAACAAUGAAUAUACUCAGCAGCAAAUAUUUGAUAUGUUUUCUUGUAAACAAACUAAUGUAAGCACAUCUUCUGAUAGUAAAACAAAAUCCAUCACAAUCGAACAACCAUUAAUCCGUAAAAUGCAACAUGUUGUUGAAAAAGUUCAACAACGUAAAUUACGAUCAAGACGUCAAAAUAAUCAACGUACUUCUUUUACAGUCUCAUCUGAUUCAUUGACAAUUAUCUAUAAACCUAAUAUUGAUAAAAUCGAUAUCAAUAAUAUAAAUGUUCAUACUAUUUUUAAAAUACCACAAUUAAAAUUUUAUAUUCAAUAUUAUCCAAAUGAACAUCUUUUUAAUAUUCGAUUUAAUAAUGAAAAUCAUACUGAAUUUAUCUUAUAUGCUGAUAAAUCAACUGAUCGUAUAUUAUCAUUAAAUAAUAAUCUUGUUAUUUUUUUACAUAUAACAUCAACAAUGAUACAAUGUUAUAUUAAUUGUGAAUUAAUUGAUCAAGAAUUUGUUAUUGAUACAUUUUAUAUAGAAAAUAUAAUUCGACAAAUAAUAAAUAAUAAUCAAUAUGAAUAUAAUCGUCAGUCAACAUUAAUUUUAUUUAAUAAAACAAUUGAUCAAAUAGCAGAAAUGUUUUUUUGUUUAAAAUUAGACCAAAACAAUCAAGAUUUAUUACCAGAUAAAUAUACUUUAAGAAAAUUCACAAAUGCACUAGAUGUACUUGUUGAUAAUCUUGAUAGUCCAAUUAAUAAUUAUCAAAAUGAAAAAAUUCAUACAAAAACUUCUUCAUUAUUAACAACAACAACACAAACUAUAUCUGCCGUGAAUAUUCCUUUAAUAAAUGGCUUUGGAAGUUUCAAAGUACUUCCAUCAAAUCCAACUAUUGAAACAUCAUCCGUAUCAAAUGAUCUAAUUGAAUAUAAUAAAUUAUGUUCUACGAAUGAAAAUUGUGAUGGAAACAAAUCUUUAAUGAUAUGUCAAUCAAAUCAUUGUAUUUGUCCAAAACAUUUAUUUUGGUCUACACAAUUACAUAGUUGUAUAGUAUGUCAUGAUUUAUUAAUUGGUAAUCGUUGUUUUCGUUUAUCAAAUCAUAAAUCAACAUGGGAUGAAGCAAAUGAUUAUUGUCAAAAUGAUAUUAUUGAUGAUGAACAGGAAUAUACGAUGAAAUUAGUAUCAAAUCUUAAUCAAACAGAUAUUCAAUAUUUUAAAAAACGUUUUUUACAUAGCCCGAAUCAUGAAGAAAUUGAUUAUAUGUAUUGGAUUGGUGCAACAAGUAAUUUUAAUGAAAAAAAUUUAUAUCAAUAUAAAUAUCGAAUUAAACGACAAAUACCAACAACUGUAUUUCGUUGGUAUGAUAAUCAUGAAAUAGCACAAAUUAAUUUUCAUAAUAUUUGGUGUUCACAAAGUGAUUAUAUGCAUUUAGCAACAAUAAAUAAUAAUGAAUUAUGUAAAUUAUCGAUUUAUAUGUGA
Molecule: messenger RNA, 1923 nt
Organism: Rotaria sordida
Lineage: Eukaryota; Metazoa; Rotifera; Eurotatoria; Philodinida; Philodinidae
Source: the annotation of a GenBank genome assembly